GUUUGUUUGUCGUGUUGCUUGUUAUUCAGAUUUGUGACUAUGUUUUUUCACAGCUUUCACAGGGAAUAGUGUUAUAUGUUACUUUAGCGUAUUUUAGCCCAUUCCGUUGAAGUAUGUUACACCAAAAGACGUGUGGGUUAUUUCGAACUUUCCUUAGCCGCAGUUUCAGCAAUACCUGUAUUUUACGAACUUCGAAUUCAAUAUCAGACAAAAUUUUCAAAACAACUGACUUUAAACCUUUAAGACGACAUUCAACUUUAUUAAAAAAACAAUCCAGUCAGUACAGUUUUCCAUUUUCAAGACUUCAUAGCACAAAUGAAUCCUUAAAUGACGAGGCCGACGCUUGCCCUGAAGCAGAACGAGUUAAAAUCACAUACAUUGACCGUGACGGAGAGACCCAUGAUAUCAAUGCUAAAGUAGGAGACAAUGUGAUGUACUUGGCACAAAAACAUGACUUAGACGUUGAAGGGGCUUGUGAAGCAUCAUUGGCAUGUUGUACGUGUCAUGUUUACGUCGAAAACCAUUUUGAUAAACUGAGCGAAAUAGACGAGGAAGAAGAAGACAUGUUGGACCUUGCUCCGUUCCUCCAAGAGAACUCACGACUCUCAUGUCAGAUUAUCCUCAGUAAAGAACUGGAUGGUAUUGUUGUAAGGAUUCCGUCCGCUACGAGAAACUUCUAUGUUGAUGGGCAUAAACCUAAACCUCAUUAGCACCGGUUUGGUCAAUUUUUAGUAUAGUAAAAUUGAAUAUGGAAUUCUGUACACUGAUGGUGCUAGACAGGCUUGGAUAUUAUGUGAUGAUUUAUAAAGUAAUGAUAGUACUGAAGGAUAAUUUGGAAAUAAAACAGUGUAUUAAUGCUAGUACAUACUGUAUAAAGCAGCACUGCUACAUUUAUCCCGACAUACGAUACAAUUUAUAAAAAGUCACUGUGAUCAAAACAGAUACAUUGGACAUAGGAGUGAAACUAAAAAGCCUCAAAUGGUAAAAUGCUAUAUUGCAAGCUUAUAUACCCUAUUGCACCAAAAACAAAGUCUUAUAUAACAAUAACAUAUAGAAUCUCCUGAAAUUGCCCAGUUUUGAUACAUACUAAUUUAAAGCUUUAAUCAUUUUUCAAUUUGUUUGAUCAUUUUUUUUCAUUAG
Ciona intestinalis (vase tunicate) is the source of this 1140-nucleotide messenger RNA. RefSeq names its product 2Fe-2S ferredoxin-like. Gene Ontology annotation, biological process: P450-containing electron transport chain. The record is from RefSeq and is a predicted model, not a curated record. Gene Ontology annotation, cellular component: mitochondrion. NCBI's taxonomy places the organism in Eukaryota, Metazoa, Chordata, Ascidiacea, Phlebobranchia, Cionidae. Gene Ontology annotation, molecular function: electron transfer activity; 2 iron, 2 sulfur cluster binding.